AUGUCGAAAGCCGAACAAAAAAUAGAUCUUAACCGUUUGGACCUUAAUCAUACAUAUACCUUCGAGGAAUUUGAAUAUUUAAACGAACAAUUAAAAUACCAUACUUUGGAAAUCAACGGACAACCUGUUGAUCUUUUCGAACUUGACGAGAAGGGAAAGCUUGUUCCAAUGUCACAGGCCACUCACUGGAUGGAGGUUACUGUUGCAACAAUUGUGGGGCAACUUGAUAGAUGGAAUAUUCAAACUCGACAAAACGGUGACAUCAAAACAGCACAAGGAGGAUUUAACUUUAAUGUUGAAGGUAGAUCGAAGUUCGAAGAAUUAGACCACCGAUUUAAACAUGUAUUUUUUGCAACUGGUUCGGGUGUGCAACUCG
Racocetra fulgida is the source of this 376-nucleotide messenger RNA. The record is from the annotation of a GenBank genome assembly. NCBI's taxonomy places the organism in Eukaryota, Fungi, Glomeromycota, Glomeromycetes, Diversisporales, Gigasporaceae.